AUGGACUGGGGGAGCAUCAUAGACUGGGGGUGCAUCAUAGACUGGGGGUGCAUCAUAGACUGGGGGAGCAUCAUAGACUGGGGGUGCAUCAUAGACUGGGGGUGCAUCAUAGACUGGGGGAGCAUCAUAGACUGGGGGAGCAUCAUAGACUGGGGGAGCAUCAUAGCCUGGGGGAGCAUCAUAGACUGGGGGAGCAUCAUAGACUGGGGGAGCAUCAUAGACUGGGGGAGCAUCAUAGCCUGGGGGAGCAUCAUAGACUGGGGGAGCAUCAUAGACUGGGGGAGCAUCAUAGACUGGGGGAGCAUCAUAGACUGGGGGUGCAUCAUAGACUGGGGGUGCAUCAUAGACUGGGGGAGCAUCAUAGACUGGGGGAGCAUCAUAGACUGGGGGUGCAUCAUAGACUGGGGGAGCAUCAUAGACUGGGGGAGCAUCAUAGACUGGGGGAGCAUCAUAGACUGGGGGAGCAUCAUAGACUGGGGGAGCAUCAUAGCCUGGGGGAGCAUCAUAGACUGGGGGUGCAUCAUAGACUGGGGGUGCAUCAUAGACUGGGGGAGCAUCAUAGACUGGGGGUGCAUCAUAGACUGGGGGUGCAUCAUAGACUGGGGGAGCAUCAUAGACUGGGGGAGCAUCAUAGACUGGGGGAGCAUCAUAGACUGGGGGAGCAUCAUAGACUGGGGGAGCAUCAUAGCCUGGGGGAGCAUCAUAGACUGGGGGAGCAUCAUAGACUGGGGGUGCAUCAUAGACUGGGGGAGCAUCAUAGACUGGGGGAGCAUCAUAGACUGGGGGAGCAUCAUAGACUGGGGGAGCAUCAUAGACUGGGGGAGCAUCAUAGACUGGGGGAGCAUCAUAGACUGGGGGAGCAUCAUAGACUGGGGGAGCAUCAUAGACUGGGGGUGCAUCAUAGACUGGGGGUGCAUCAUAGACUGGGGGAGCAUCAUAGACUGGGGGUGCAUCAUAGACUGGGGGAGCAUCAUAUAG
This is a messenger RNA of Knipowitschia caucasica, 978 nucleotides long. The record is from the annotation of a GenBank genome assembly. Lineage: Eukaryota; Metazoa; Chordata; Actinopteri; Gobiiformes; Gobiidae.